Messenger RNA from Dimorphilus gyrociliatus, 1360 nucleotides. The record is from the annotation of a GenBank genome assembly. Lineage: Eukaryota; Metazoa; Annelida; Polychaeta; Dinophilidae.
GGAAGCGGAAUUCUGAGCUAAAAGUUUACAAGCCGCUUUACGGGUUAAAAAUUUUGUUGUUUUCUUCGAGUUUGUCGAAUAGUUACGACUUAAUCGACUUUAAAAGAUGUCCGGUAGAUUACCAGCGGUUGUAAUUGACAAUGGAACAGGCUAUACGAAAAUGGGGUAUGCUGGAAACUCAGAACCACAGUUCAUUAUACCCUCAACUAUAGCAGUAAAAGAGACUGCAAAAAUUGGCGAUCAAGCUACUAGGCGAUUAGCAAAAGGAGUUGAUGAUCUGGACUUUUUCAUUGGGGAUGAAGCUUUAGAUGCCACUUCAUAUGCUGUUAAGUGGCCUAUUAGACACGGUUUAGUGGAGGAUUGGGAUUUGAUGGAGCGUUUCUGGGAACAAGCCAUCUUUAAAUACCUUAGAUGUGAACCGGAGGAUCAUUAUUUUCUCUUGACUGAGCCCCCAUUGAACACACCGGAAAAUCGUGAAUACACAGCAGAAAUCAUGUUUGAAUCGUUCAACAUUCCAGGACUUUAUAUAGCUGUUCAAGCUGUCUUAGGAUUGGCUGCUUCAUGGACGGAUCGUCCUCGUGAAGAGCGAAUUUUGACAGGAACAGUUAUUGAUUCCGGUGAUGGCGUCACACACGUUAUACCAGUAGCUGAUGGUUAUGUAAUUGGGAGUUGCAUUAAGCAUAUUCCGAUAGCUGGUCGAGAUAUCACAGCAUUCAUACAGCAAUUAUUAAGAGAGAGAGAAGUUGGCAUACCCCCUGAACAGAGCAUGGAAACAGCAAAAGCUAUAAAAGAACGUCAUUGCUACGUAUGUCCUGAUAUUGUUAAAGAAUAUGGCAAAUACGAUAAAGAACCGGGUAAAUGGAUAAAGCAAUUUCAAUCACAAAAUGCCAUUACUAAACAACCUUUCACUGUCGAUGUCGGAUACGAAAGGUUUUUAGGACCUGAGAUUUUCUUUCACCCAGAGUUUGCUAACGCCGACUUUCGCACUCCAAUUUCUGAAAUAGUCGACGAAGUCAUUCAAAACUGCCCCAUUGAUGCACGUAGAGGCUUAUAUAAGAAUAUUGUUUUAUCUGGAGGUUCAACAAUGUUUAAAGAUUUCAAUAGGCGUCUUGAAAGGGAUUUGAAAAGAGUUGUAGACUUCCGAAUGAAAACUACCAUUGAGUUAAGCGGAGGAAGGCUAAAACCAACGCCCAUUGAAGUUAAAGUUGUAACUCAUGCCAUGCAACGAUACGCUGUCUGGUUUGGAGGUAGCGUUUUAGCAUCAACGCCGGAGUUCUACCAAUUUUGCCAUACAAAGGCCGACUAUAUGGAGCAUGGAGCUUCUAUAUGCCGACACAACCCAGUGUUUGGAACAAUGUAA